UUGCGAGAAGCUGGUCUUUGCUCUGGUACAACAUAAUCUGUUGGUCUUUUCCUCUUCGGAGUGGACUGUAAAGGGAACUUGCUCCGGCUUGCAGCUCAGUUCUGGGGACGGAGCGAGUUUCUUGUCAGAUAACGCUGAUUCUGGGGGUUGGCGUGUUGGUUGUGUAGGUGAGUGCUGUUCUGGAUUGUCGCUAACUGCUAGGACUGGACAUGGCGACGUUAUCGAGUCUCGAUGUGAAUAACAUUACGCCUGCUGUUGUUACGUGGCGAUGGAUCAAUGAGACGCGUUUUUUGGUCGGACCGGAUCCUCAGAUCAGAGACAUCACCAUCACGACUCGCUUCGACAGUCAAGAAACGUUGUUCGACCUCAACAUCCCCAUCAGGCUCAAGGGCAUCAAGACGGGCACGUUCUUGAUUGUUAGAGUCCUUCCAUCGUCGAUAUCCUCCUUCGACUUCAUCGAGGCCCCAUCAGUUCCCGAUGAAGUGCGCGACAAGUUCCACUCGAGUACCCUCCUCCUCGACUUUCGAUUGAACCAACGCCCCAAACUCCUCGUCUCCGUCGAGGCUGAUGAACCGUUAUCUCCCCAACGGACACAAUCGGGUGCUGUUCUCGAUGCCCUUCGUGAACUUGCAAACGUCACUGUGUUCUCCGUCUACAUCGCAAACUCAGCGACUUCCAAGGCGCAACUCCAACAGAUCCGUCACGCCAUUAGCGAUGGUCUGUUCCUCUUCAUCCAAGAUGAUCUCACCACCAUGUUUCGCGGCACGGGGGGUAAGAUCGUCACCCUCCCAUCUUCCACACAAUUGCCGCCGCCCGCCUACGAUGAAACUGAGCCUCCACCACCUCCCACUCCAAUUUAUGAUCGAAAGCGACCGCGGAAAGACGAUCGUGAAGAACGAGAUGAUGACAUCGCGUUGAUCUGGGCGAAGCUCGAGAUGAUACAGACGCGGCAUAGCGAAGAGCUGUAUGCGCUUCGGGACGAGAACAAGGACCUCAAGCAAGAGAUCAAUGAUCUGCGCGAGCGAUUGAUCGAGUCAGAGAGGAAGCGUCAAGACUUGGAAGAAGAGUUCGGGUCGUUGGCUGGAUUGACGAGUGAGAGGGUCAGAGAGUUGGAGGAGCAUACGGACGUUACGUUCUCAGAAGUCUGGCAGGACAUGGGCGAGUUGACUAGCGAGGUCAAUGCCAUGAAGCUGCGGAUUGAUGAGGAUGAGUUGGCGAAUAGAGUCAAAUUCAGAGUUGUUGAUCACAUCACGGCGAGUCUAUCUCGAGACAUGCCGCCGGAUGAUUGAUGAUUCGGCGAUGGAUCAGACAUACGGAGCAAUGACACCAGUCGAGUUCAAGCGGUCUCGGUAACCUGACUGGCCCUUGUUGCGGCUAUACUCUCCCAUCAGACCACCGUGCCAAUGACGGUGCGCCUAGACGGCAACAAGAUCAAACCCUCGCAGUAUCUUGGGC
Molecule: messenger RNA, 1455 nt
Organism: Fusarium oxysporum Fo47
Lineage: Eukaryota; Fungi; Ascomycota; Sordariomycetes; Hypocreales; Nectriaceae
Exons: 1
Coding region: 210-1289 (359 amino acids)
Source: RefSeq, a predicted model, not a curated record